Molecule: messenger RNA, 2034 nt
Organism: Babjeviella inositovora NRRL Y-12698
Lineage: Eukaryota; Fungi; Ascomycota; Pichiomycetes; Serinales
Exons: 1
Coding region: 126-1865 (579 amino acids)
Biological process (GO): transmembrane transport
Molecular function (GO): transmembrane transporter activity
Source: RefSeq, a predicted model, not a curated record
CUCACUUGUCUAUUUUAAUUUCCGAUACCUCCCUUCUUUUCAUCUCCGCUAUAUUACUUACCCUUGGUUCUUUCUACCUACCAUAUACCCAGAUAUAAAGCUAAUAUAUACCCUUUGCACACAAAAUGCCGGAUCAUGAAAGUAUCGGCCUGUCAUCAAAUGAUAGUUACAAGAACUCUCCCCAAAACCCCAUCACAACUUCGGAUAUAAUGGCCAACGAUACCGCCAUCGACCGCGUCAUGGACAAAGACCCAGUUGCUUUUGUGGGUGAUCCUGAAAAGGGCCGUUUUUCCGGUGACGAUAUGGACCGUAUCGAGUCUAAUGACGAGGCUUCCAGAAUGAUGUCAAGAGCCUUGACCGGUUCCCAAGGCAUCGAAGAAGCUGCUUUGGCGGAUGAGGGUCCUUUGCCAGCUAUGGGUAACGGUAAGCCAUAUCCUAAGCCCGUCGGCGACAGAGCUCCUUAUGCUGUUGCCUUUGACGGUCCAAAUGACCCUACCCACCCGCAUAAUUGGCCAACCAGGACGAAGGUUUUGUACAGUCUGACCAUAGCUCUUGCUACUGUCAGUAUCACCUUCGGUUCCGCUAUGUUUUCAACUGCCACUGAGGUUAUUUCUCGAAAAUUCCACAUUGGUGAGGUAACUGCCACCUUAUCAACCUCGCUUUACGUUUUGGGUUUCGCCUCUGGCCCGAUUAUCUGGGCCCCAUUGUCUGAGUUGUAUGGUAGAAAGAUUGUCUUGAUCCCUUCGUGCUUUGGUUUCGUUUGUUUCAACUUUGCUGUCGGUACCGCCAGGGAUAUCCAGACUAUUAUGAUCUGUAGAUUCUUUGCUGGUUUCAUUGGUGCUGCUCCAAUGGUUGUUGUGCCCGCGGCCUUAGCCGAUAUGUUCAACGCCGAGUUCAGAGGUACUGCUAUGAACUUGUUUUCCAUGACUGUGUUUGGUGGUCCGUUAUUGGCGCCAGUCAUAGGUGGUUUCAUCAUGAAAAAUUCCCACAUGGGCUGGAGGUGGACAUGUUACAUUACUGGCUUGGUGGGUAUCCUUUCUUUGCUCGGUAUUGUAUUCUUCUUGGAAGAAACCCAUCAUCCGUUAAUUCUUGUCCAAAAGGCCCGGGUUUUGAGAAGAAGAACCGGAAACUGGGGGAUUCAUGCUCCACACGAGGAGUUUACUAUCUCCUUUAAGGAGUUGGCCGAGAAAAACAUUACCCGUCCGUUGAUCAUGUUGUUCACCGAGCCAAUUUUGUUGUUUAUCUCGAUCUACAAUGCCUUCAUCUACGGGUUAUUGUACUUGUUCUUGACAGCUUAUCCAUUGAUCUUUGCGGGUGGAUACGGCUUCGGUGCUGGUGAGGCUGAAUUACCGUACGUUGGUAUGUUGAUCGGUAUGUUUAUCGGUGGUCUUAUGUGCAUGUGGUGGGAACAAAGAUUCAAGGCAACCUUGGCAGCCAAUGGUGGUAAGCCAAUUCCAGAAGAGAGAUUGCCUCCAAUGAUGGUUGGUUCUAUUGUCUUUGCAGGUGGUAUUUUCUGGUUGUGUUGGGCUGGUAACUACCCCGAUAAGGUUCACUGGAUCGUGCCAACCAUCGGUGGUGCUCCAAUCGGCUUCGGUUUGAUCUCUAUUUUCUUGCCUUGCAUAAACUACUUGGUUGACUGUUACUUGAUUUUCGCUGCCUCGGCCUUGGCUGGUAAUACUUUCUUGAGAUCUACCUUCGGUGCCGUCUUCCCGCUUUUUGCUACUCAGAUGUUCAAGAGUAUGGGUAUUAACUGGGCCGGUACUUUGUUGGGCUGUGUUGCACUUGUCUUGGUUCCGGUUCCAUUCUUGUUCUACAAAUACGGCCCUCACUUCAGAGCUAGGUCGAAGUAUGCCUUCCUUCUCUAGGUCCAAGAAAAAAGCAAACCUUUUGCAUGGUUCAAACAGUCAUAGAACGCGAUUCGCCGCCCCCCUUAAAUCUUACACAUCGAAGUGUCUAUGGCUUCCACUUUACUUCUUUAGCUUAAUCUUUAAUAUGUAUUUUUCAUCCCAAAACACGCAAUAAAGAGUAUGCGAC